AUGGCCGUAGCACAGUUAUCCAUAGAAAUCGAUCUCGACGACGAAAUCGAAGACUUGGUCGAUCUAUGUGCGGAAAGACCGUCACACGACAUCUUUAAGCUGAAUUAUAUGAGGAAUGCCGAGGAAGAUUUCCAGGAUUUCCAGGAUCUCGUCCUGACUGAACUCGGUCGACUGAGCGCUGAGUCUAAACCAGCGUCGUCGGACGUUCAAUUUAGUAUACCGAUCGAACUCCCGAAGCAACGAUUACCCAAGUUCGGAGGAGAUCCUCAGGAAUGGGAACAUUUCGAGGACCUGUUCACCUCCGGGGUCAUACGGAAUGCAGGACUGUCGGAUGUGCAAAGAUUGCAUUAUCUGAAUGCCUGCCUAGAGGGACCAGCUCUAGCGUCCAUUGCUUCGAUCGAGAUCGUCGGUCGUAAUUUUUCAGUGGCAUGGUCGAGACUGAAGAACACCUUCGGCCUCCCACGCAUAGUCACGGGAAAAUUGCUGGAUAAGCUCCUGUUUUUAAAACCCAUUGAUACCGGUGAUCUGGCUAGCAUGCAGCAGAUCACCGUGGGUUGUACACAGGCGCUCGCCGCCCUCGAUAAGAAGGGCACGCCCGAACAGCAGCGAGACUGGCUACUCGCGCAUUGGGCGAAGCAAAAAUUUUCGCCUGCGCUUGAGUUAGAGUGGCAGAAAACGCUCAACCUCUCGACAGAAUAUCCUACGUUCGAGGACGUACGGAGGUUCAUCGAGAUGCACUCACGCGCACUGCUCUCCAUGGACGAGAAGCGUCGCGAGGCUGCACUUGCGGCUGCCACAAAAUCGAGCGUACGUAGUCGUAGCACGACUCGGGAAACGAGAUCGGCCUCAAGACACGUGCGCAGCCAUAACGCCGUUGUGGAAACCGACUCGGCUGCACAGUCGCGAGGGUCGAGCCUCGACGCCGUAAGGCAGGUCGGCCCUUCGCAGAAGCAAAAGUGCGGGUUCUGUACCGGACCGCACAGCUUACAGCAGUGUAGCGCCUUUUUGGUUCUGCCGGAAAAAACACGUAGCCAAUAUGUGCUGGGUCGCCACUGGUGUGUACAAUGCCUGGCCUCUACCCACACAGUGCUACACUGCCAAAGCCCCGCAGUAUGUGCAAAGUGCAGUGGGAAGCAUCAUAUCCUGCUGCAUUACGCGCAAAACCGGGAAGGAAAAAAUACGAGGCCGUUUGCAAAUAAUUCGUACGGUAAGCGUGAGGAGAGGCGUACGAACGCCCCAUCACGCAGACCGGUCAAAUCGAAGCCGAAAGCAAAAACCUCUGCUUCAGGCACCAAUACAAAUACCGCCUCGACGUCGCACUGUACCGCGCUCGGUACAGGCGUACCGAGGCCGGUGGUAUUGGCAACGGCACGAGUACGAGUAUUCGGCAGAAAUGGUGCGUCGCGAAUCGCGCGCGCUUUGCUAGACCAGGGCUCGGAAACGUCUUUCGUUUCCGCCGGCUUAGCAAACGACCUCCAUUUAUUGCGUAAACGAACCCCAGCCACGGUAACGGGCUUGGGGGGCGGUCGGACGCAAAUUAUAAAAUACAGCGUCGGACUGAGUCUCGGCGCGGUAAAAGCCAUAGAACCGAUAUGUGGUACAAACGCGCACGUCGUGCCAAAGAUCACGACCUACCGUGCACCGUCGGCGAAUGCGCUUAAUUAUGGCGCGUUCAGUGGCCUACCGCUUGCUGACCCCGACCCCGAGGCUGAUCGGAAUAUUGAAAUUCUGAUCGGUGCGGACCUGUAUGCACAGGUGAUCCGACCGGGAUUCCGACGAGGGACGAACAAGGGUCCCAUCGCCCAAGAAACUGUAUUUGGCUGGAUCAUAUCCGGCCCGAUAAAUGCAGCGGGCGAAAACCAGAAAACCGUAAGGACGCUGCAUUGCACCGUCCUCGAAUCGCUUGAUUACGCAAUUCGGCGGUUCUGGGAGAGCGAGGAAAUUCCCUCGACCUCGCUGCGUACCAAGGCGGAGGAGGAGUGCGAAGCAUUCUUUCGAAAAACCGUCACGCGGCACGCAACGGGACGUUUUGUAGUCCGGUUACCUUUAAAUGACCCGAGACCGGACGAAGCGUUAGGAAGUUCCUUCCAUAUAGCGCUCUCCGCUCUUACAAGGUUGCGGAGGAAACUGGACGGCGACAUGACCCUCAAAAGAGAAUAUUCUGAAUUUCUCGCGGAGUAUGAGUCCUUAGGUCAUAUGACUCGAAUCGAGCCCAUUGACCAAACUAGGCUCUACAUCCCGCACAGAGCGGUCAUUCGCACGGAAAGUGCGACAACCAAAUUGCGGGUCGUAUUUACUGCGACCAGCAGAACGGUUGGAGGUCGCUCCCUAAACGACAUCCUACAC
Colletes gigas is the source of this 2346-nucleotide messenger RNA. RefSeq lists its product as uncharacterized. The annotation marks the transcript as partial. Lineage: Eukaryota; Metazoa; Arthropoda; Insecta; Hymenoptera; Colletidae. The transcript has 2 exons. The record is from RefSeq and is a predicted model, not a curated record.